AUGUCUUCUGAGAGCUCCCCACUACAGCACGUGGAAACCAUGCCAGUUUUUGAAGCUUUUCGGAGAGUCAAACGUUUGAGGUUGUUUGAACCGUCUCUGGGUGUUGCUGGAUUUUUUCUAGUCUCUGCCUUUGUUAUAUGCUGCUUCUUCUACAUUGAUUACGGAGAACUCUGUGGAAGAUUUGGGCUUUCGGGUCAAUCUCAGAGGUUUAAUUGGUCACAACAGAUAAGAGGUUCAGCAGAGGAACAUAGAGUUGAAUUUCUUGGAGAAAAGAAUGGUGGGUGUGAUUUGUUUGAGGGUAACUGGGUUUGGGAUGAAAGUUACCCUUUGUAUCAAUCAAAAGAUUGCAGCUUCCUCGAUGGAGGAUUUCGGUGCACUGAGAAUGGAAGACCUGAUUUGUUUUAUACAAAGUGGAGAUGGCAACCAAAAGAUUGCAACUUGCCCAGGUUCAAUGCAACAAUGAUGUUGGAAAAACUGAGAAACAAGCGCCUAGUGUUUGCUGGGGACUCAAUUGGGAGAAACCAAUGGGAGUCACUAUUAUGCAUGCUCUCUUCUGGAGUACCUAACAAGGAAUCAAUCUAUGAAGUAAAUGGCAACCCAAUCACAAAGCACAAGGGGUUCUUGGUGUUCAGAUUCAAGGAUUUUAACUGUACAGUGGAAUAUUAUAGAGCUCCAUUUCUUGUAUUGCAAAGCCGGCCUCCCCGUGGAACCAGUCGAAAGAUUAGGACAACCCUGAAAUUGGAUAAAAUGGAUUGGAACUCUUUCAAGUGGAGAGAUGCAGAUGUUUUGGUACUUAACGCAGGACACUGGUGGAAUUAUGAGAAAACCAUAACAAGCGGUUGUUAUUUCCAAGAAGGGAUGGAAGUAAAGUUGGAAAUGAAGGUAGAAGAUGCAUAUAAGAGGUCCAUUGAAACAGUACUAAACUGGAUACAAGAUACAGUAAAUCCUAGGAAGACUCAAGUUUUCUUUCGUACCUAUGCCCCUGUGCAUUUCAGAGGUGGAGAUUGGAAUAAAGGUGGAAGCUGUCAUUUGGAAACAGUGCCAGAGCUAGGCUCGUCAUUGGUGCCCAAUGAUACCUGGUCACGAUUCAAAAUAGCCAAUUCUGUGUUAUUAGCACAUAAAAACACUUCUGAAGUUUUGAAGUUCAAGGUAUUGAAUGUAACCCAGAUGACAGCUCAGAGAAAUGAUGGGCAUUCAUCUAUCUAUUAUCUCGGUCCUGAUGCGGGCACUGCACCUCUUCAUCGCCAAGAUUGCAGCCACUGGUGUUUGCCUGGUGUACCUGAUACAUGGAAUGAGCUUCUUUAUACAUUGUUCCUCAAAUAUGAAACAUCUCAUAGAUGA
Molecule: messenger RNA, 1341 nt
Organism: Gastrolobium bilobum
Lineage: Eukaryota; Viridiplantae; Streptophyta; Magnoliopsida; Fabales; Fabaceae
Product: protein trichome birefringence-like 10
Exons: 4
Coding region: 1-1341 (446 amino acids)
Cellular component (GO): Golgi apparatus
Molecular function (GO): O-acetyltransferase activity
Source: RefSeq, a predicted model, not a curated record